Molecule: messenger RNA, 2979 nt
Organism: Hyalella azteca
Lineage: Eukaryota; Metazoa; Arthropoda; Malacostraca; Amphipoda; Hyalellidae
Exons: 10
Coding region: 103-2979 (958 amino acids)
Source: RefSeq, a predicted model, not a curated record
AUGAUAAUGAAUCAAAGCGCAACCAGGUGACUUUAAUGUCCGAAAUUUUGAUUCUACAUUAGACUGUGACCUCAGCAUUCUAUACUGCGGUUAAACUCCGCCAUGCAAACAAUUGAAACUUGCUCCGUCCCAUCAGUGCGUGUGUCGCAAAUUUUUCCAAUGCUAGACGACAAAAACGUGAGUACAGAUGUCCAGUCGCAGUGUUUCGUCCACCGAGGAGUUCGGCCCAAGUACGAGUGUUCGCUCACCUGUUCUCUAAGUUCUUCAGAAAAAUCUAGUGAUUUGGGUUUGAUCAACGUAUCGCCGAAUGCCUCCAUUACGGUGCUUGACUGCACGAAAAAUGAUUUAAGAUCGAAGUAUCUCUACGCUUCCAGUGCUGUCGUGAACACCCCGACAGUGGGUUUUAUCUCAACCUGGCUACACGAAGCGUCUGUCAUCGCCAUUAACCCAAACUCUAACGCCCCUUCCGUGAUCGGCUCGAGUGCGACCAAUACCACAUCAACUAACGAGACUAAUAACACAUCAACUAAAGAUGCUAGUAAUCCACCGUCCCGGUCUCGAGAAACGUGCCGAUCGUUUACCUCCCAUGCUAAUUCAAUUCUUCAUACACACAACUUUUCGGAGCAGAUACAAUCCAAUGCACGUACGUCUUCAGGGGGAACCAAACUAGAAAUGUUCACAGGAGACUUCGAACCAACGAUACCCUCCAGCAAGCCGCCGUCCGCGAGGGCACCGAAACGUAUUGAGGGUCAAAUUCCAAAGUCCCUUGACGUUCCAAGCCCCGACAGGUCUUCCAAAUCAUCGGAUGUGGGUCGCAAAAGUCGUCUAGUCCGCAAAAGUCGUCCAGUCAUGCAAUCGAUGAGCUCCACGUGCCGGAGAAAGUUUUUGGACGUCCGAAGUGUGUUGUGCGCAGCCUGGGGCUUCCUGUACCUCAGUGUCGCCAUCGUCAGCGCAACCACAGCUCACUAUUCAGAGCUCUGUGUGGUCGAGGACCCCCUCGAGACCCCCUACUUCACCCCCCUCCUGGAGGCCCCCGCCCCCUGCCUGCUCUGCCGCGCCACCCCCCCACCAGGAUCGUCGCCCGUGGACGCGCCCUCGCUGUACCGGGAGGUGCGACAGGUGUUGGUGGUUGACCACCGUGGCGGGGGGGCGGUAUCGCCCCCGUCGCCCCCGCCAACACCCACCACCUCUCACCCCGUGGACGGCAUCACGCUGGACGUGCAGCUGACGAAGGCAGGCACCGUGGCGCUCGUCAUCCACGGCGUGAGUGACGUGCAGAGCUUCUACGUGACCCUCACGACCCCCCCUGCCAGCGCCGUCAACCUGCUGCUGCUGACCCGAGACCCUUCGUUGGUGCGCAUCGUUCCUCCUGAAGGGGGCGCUUCACAGGACGCUCUUCAGGUUCUCUUCAUGCCCUUCAACCUGACGGGGGCGCCUUCACGCCAGGACCUGCUGCUCUUCACCUCCUCCCUCUUCACCGCCCCCCUCACCUACAUCAGCACUAGUCUCGCCACCUACAUCGCUCUAGACGCCAACGCCAUGCCAGACGUGGCGUCGCUGCCGCCGUGUCCGACGUCGCUGGGCUGGCGGGACGUUACGUCGUCAGGCGUCGCUGGCGUCGUGUGCAUGCGUCAGGCUCGUCAGCAUCUGUCAGGCUGCUAUCAUCAUCACAUCAUCGGCAGCUACGCGCAGGACAUCCACAUCAUAGACGUACAAGGCAGCGGCAACAGCAACGGCUCCCUGCUGCUGGAGGUCCACGGCAAGCCUUCCCGCUCCCUAGGGGGGGCGCCGCCCCCCGACCGCCCCCCACUGGGGAAGCUUUCCUCGGACCGGCCCCCACUGGGGAAGCUUUCCUCGGACCGGCCCCCAGUGGGGAACCCAGCAGCCACAUCCGCUGAUUUCUCGUUUGGUGGGGGCGCUUCAGCGUGGCCUGGGGCUGCUACGUCCGAAAAUAUUCCUAAGGAUACUAAGGAUGUUAAGGAUACUAAGGACAUUAAGGAUGCUAAAAUCGUUAAGGAUAAUAAGGACACGGGGCCACCGGGCCGUAUGAGAAGGGGACCGAGAGAGGAGUGGGUUGUGAGGAACCUGACGCUGGUGCUGCGCAGUGUGAGGCCCGUCACGUGGCUUGUGAGGCCGUCCUCUCUACAGGGCACCAUCACCGUCCUUCUUGUUGGGGACGGUCAGGUGGAGAACGGCUCGUCAGCGGAGUACGGCCGCUCGUCAGACGUGGUCGUGGUCUCAAGGAAGGAGACGAUGCCAGCCUCCUUCGACCAGUUCAUCCUGACGGUGCUGUCCAGGGUAGGAUACCCUGUGUCCUACACCAACUCCAGCGUCCCUAACAAGAUUAUCGUGACCGUGCCUAGUGAUAACGAAUAUCAUCCAUCUUCUGAUGUGAGACACGAGCCUCAGGUCUUCCAGCAUCAAGGAGACGCUCUGGCGGUAAUCAAGGAAGAGCUCCGAGUGGAGUGCUCCAGCUCCGGCGCUGUCGUGGCGCUGCCUGAGUGGGCGGUCGAGAGGAUGCCUGGUGAUGGUACCCUUACCCUUACCCUCGGGGACAAGACUCCCACCAUCGGGGACAGUUCCAUUGCUUUCGGGGACAGGUCCCCAACCCUCGGGGACAGGUCCCCAACCCUCGGGAACAGGUCCCCAACCCUCGGGGACAGGUCCCCAACCCUCGGGGACAACGUCUGUGUCAGCACCAGCAACGGCACCCACCUCAUCGUCAGCGCCUCAUACAGCGAGUGCAGCUUCCAGAAGAGCGUCCGCCCGGCGUCCAGCAGCUACUCCAACAGCAUCCACAUCACGAUGUCAGCGCUGCCGCUGUCGGACGACGAGGACUUCGUGGGGUCUGGUCUCGGUCCUGACGAGACGUCGCUGUCUGACGUGCUGACUGUGACGUGCAACGUCGACGCGUCAACUGAAGACGUCACGUCAGCCCACGUCGCCGUCAGUAUACAAGCUUACACUAAAAAAAUAUAA